Molecule: messenger RNA, 738 nt
Organism: Ustilaginoidea virens
Lineage: Eukaryota; Fungi; Ascomycota; Sordariomycetes; Hypocreales; Clavicipitaceae
Exons: 3
Coding region: 1-738 (245 amino acids)
Cellular component (GO): EMC complex
Source: RefSeq, a predicted model, not a curated record
AUGCGUCUGCCCGCCCUCGCCCUCGCCCUCGCCCUCGCCGGCGCCGCCCUCGCCGCCGACAUCACGCUCCACCUCGGCCGCCCUGCCAACCCGUCCGCCCUGCCCGCCAGCACGCGCGCCACCCUCUCCGCCCUCGGCGCCCACCUCUCGGCGCCCCUGUCCUCCGCCAACACCUUCGUCUUCCGCAACGUCCCCCCGGGCUCGUACCUCGCCGACAUCCACUGCCGCACCGACGCCUUCCGCCCGCUGCGCGUCGACGUCCUCGCCCCCCGCGACGGCGCCGAGCUCGUCCGCGCGUGGGAGACGUUCCGCGGCAACGACUGGGCCAACACGGGCGAGGAGCUGCUACCCCCGCGGGAGGCCGGCGCCGGCGCCCACGCCUUCCAGGUGCGCAGCGCAGGUCCCAAGACGUACUUUGUGGACAGGCCGCAGUUCUCGGUGCUGAGCAUUCUCAGGAACCCCAUGAUCCUGAUGGGCCUCGUGAGCAUGGCGCUCUUCUUCGGCAUGCCCAAGCUCAUGGAGAAUAUGGACCCCGAGAUGAAGGCCGAGUUCGAGGCGCAGCAGCGCAAGUCGCCCCUGAACGCGGUCCUCGGCGGCGCCGCGCAGCAGCAGAAUCCGCUGGGCAGCUUCGACAUGGCUGCCUUCUUGGCCGGCUCGAACAAGAAUGACGACUCGAGCAAGAACGACGACUCCAACAAGAAAGACGAUGCCGGGCGGGACGAACCGGUUCGGAGGUGA